Microbotryum saponariae is the source of this 1687-nucleotide messenger RNA. NCBI's taxonomy places the organism in Eukaryota, Fungi, Basidiomycota, Microbotryomycetes, Microbotryales, Microbotryaceae. The record is from the annotation of a GenBank genome assembly.
AUGUCAUUGCUCGUCGACAAGCACCGGCCCAAGAGCCUCGAUGAGCUGCAGUACCACGCACAGCUUUCCGAUCGAUUGAGGUCACUUGUACGCGCCCUUCGCGACGUUCUGCGCUGUGCUGGCAGCAUCUUCUGCGACCAUCGAGUAACCAAACUGAUUCAUGGUCUCUGAUGUCCUUGACACUCCCACUGCGCAGGCCCAGACAGAUUUCCCUCACACGCUCUUCUACGGGCCCUCGGGCGCGGGCAAGAAGACCCGCAUCAUGUGCUGCCUCAGAGAGCUGUACGGACCAGGUGUAGAAAAGGUGACUGAGAAACUCUCCCUUGUCUUGACUUGCGACUGCUUGCGGACACUCCCCUUCCGUGCGGGCCUUCUCAAUCUCCUGUGCUAAACGUCAGGUCGACCCCUUUGCUACGCCAGCUUCGAAUCGAGCAAAGGACCUUCCUGACACCGAGCAAGCGCAAGAUCGAGAUCAACAUUGUUCAAUCCAACUACCACAUUGAACUGACACCGAGGUCGGUCCCAAGAUCUGGCCCUCCAUCUCGAGCAUCUUUAUUUGACCAAAGACUUUUCGCUCCACAAGUGACGCUGGCAACUACGACCGGUCCAUCAUCCAAGAAAUCCUCAAGGAUAUUGCCCAGACGCAACAGGUCGAUUUGAACGCCAAGAAGAGGUUCAAGGGUGCGUACAAGAAAGGGAUCCACCAACCUCCCAAGGGGAUUAUGGCUGACUCCCGAGUCGAACCUGUUCUUAGUCGUCAUCAUUAACGAAGCCGACUCACUCUCUCGAGAUGCGCAAUCGGCGUUGCGUCGCACGAUGGAGAAGUUCACCGCCAACCUGCGCAUCAUCCUCUGUGCCAACUCGACCAGUCGCAUCAUUGGUCCGAUCCGUUCGAGGUGUCUGCUCCUGCGCGUCGGGGCACCGUCAGAAGAUGAGGUGAGGAAAAGGGUGCAAUGUCUCAUGGGGCGGAGACUAUGACGGAGCUGACUCAGUUUGGACGUUGUGCUCGACUAGAUCACCAAAUGCCUUGCCUACGCCGCCAAGAAGGAAAAGUUCACCCUGCCUGCCCACGUUUCGACUCUGCUCGCCCGGAUCUCGGAGGGCAACCUCCGCCGAGCGCUGCUCUCCCUCGAGGCGCUCUACGUCCAGGAUCCUUCAUUCAAGACCAUCUCCCCUUCCCACCCUUUGCUCAAAGGCCAGACCCCACGGCUCGAGGAUCUUGACUCAGUUCCGCGGCCGGAUUGGGAAAAGUACACAGCUAAGGCCGCAGAAAGGAUCCUCGGCGAGCAGACGCCGGAGCGAUUGUUGGAGGUCAGGGGGAUGCUGUACGAGUUGCUCGUGCAUUGUAUCCCCGCGCCACUGAUCAUCUCGGUGAGUUCGGGCCGUUCCACGGGUUAGAGCUGCGCUUACUUAUCGAGAUUCUUUUCGGAUGCGCAGACCCUGACGAGGAGGAUACUGGAGCGCGUCGAUGAGCCGCUAAAGGCCGACGUGGUCUACUGGGCUGCUUUCUAUGAACACCGACUGCGGUUAGGCUCCAAGGCCAUCUUCCACCUUGAAGGUGAGCCCCCGCCCUUGUCUGGCAAUGGCCCAGCUCGAAGGCGGAACCCGACUAAUCUCGAUUUUCACCCGUGUCGCAGCCUUUUGCGCCAAGAUCAUGAGCGUGUACAAGCGUGAGUCUAGCGGAUAG